AUGUCAGGGUCGGAUGACGAUGAGGUGGUGCGCGUGAGUGAGUCCAGCGACGUCGAGUGCGACGGCGACGACAUUUGCGACGAGGAGGACGACAAUGACGACGGCGAUGACGACGAUGGCGAUUGGGACGAGCAGGAGGGCAGCUCGAGCGGAGAGGAGGGGGCAGGGGGCCGGAGGAAGCAAGGCAACGGCAAGGCGGCGACCAAGGCAGCUGCGACCAAAGCAGCGGCGACAAAAGCAGCGGCAGCGAAACGCGUGCAGCGAGGAGCGAGCGGCGUGAGGAGCGUUGGACGGCGAGCGAGGCGUGGAGCGAGGGGGGCGAAGAGCGAGGAGAGUGGCGACGAGGAGCCGUCAGUGGCCGCCAUCAAGGCUGCCAACGUGGCGGCCGUCCUCAGGGGCGACGUGGAGGUGUGCAGGAGGGCGCUGCUGCCGCGCAUGCUGUCCGUCUCACAGGACGCGGCCGUGCUGCGGCGCCCCUUCAAGUCGCCGUGUCCCGGCGCCACCACCAACGCCUCCCCCGAGCUGCUCCGGCGCCUCGCUGCAUGCCGCCGCUUCGUGGCGUGGGGAGGGGGCGUGCACCGCCGGCCCCUGCUCGUGGCGCCCGCGGGGGACCAGGGCGAGGGGGAGGACGCGGAGGAGGGCGAGGCAGGGAAAGGCGAGGAGGAGGCGCAGGCAGCGGCGGCAGCAGAGGCGGGGUAUGAGCCGCUGGUGCUGUGGGUGCCGGAGGAGGACCCCUUCCACGCGUGUGAGGACUCACAGCCCAUCGCCGUCGACCCCAUCCUCGCCAAGUGCCUCCGCGCCCACCAGCGGGAGGGAGUGGCGUUCAUGUUUGAGUGUGUGGCGGGGCUCAAGGACUUCCACCAGCAGGGCGAUGAUGACCAAGGCUGCUACGGCUGCAUCCUCGCAGACGACAUGGGGUUGGGCAAGACGCUGCAGUCGAUAGCGCUGCUGUGGACGCUGCUGAAGCAGGGCUUCGAGGGCCCCAAGGGGCCACCGCUGGUGCGGCGGGCGGUGAUAGUGACGCCGACGAGCCUGGUGAGCAACUGGGCGGCGGAGCUGGACAAGUGGCUGGGCGCCCGCGUGCGCUGCGUCGCACUCUGCGAGGCCACCCGCGCCGACGCCCUCAAAGGCAUUCAGCUGUUCCUGGCGCCGCGCGGCACGCACCACGUGCUGAUAGUGUCGUACGAGACGUUCCGCAUGCACGCCACGGCGUUCCACCACGAGGGGGCGUGCGACCUGGUCAUCUGCGAUGAGGCACACCGACUCAAGAACGACCGCACGCUCACCACGCAGGCGCUGGCAGGUCUGCCGUGCAGGCGCCGAGUGCUGCUCUCCGGCACUCCCAUGCAGAACGAUCUGGAGGAGUUCUACGCCAUGGUGUCUUUCACCAACCCGGGCGUGCUCAGCAACGCCGCCCACUUCCGACGCCACUUCCAAGCGCCCAUCCUGGCGGGGAGGGAGCCGCAUGCAUCGGAGGAGGAGAGGGCGCUGGGGGCGCAGCGAUCUGCCGAGCUCAGCGACCGCGUCAACCAGUUCAUUCUGCGCCGCACCAACGCGCUCCUCUCCAACCACCUGCCUCCCAAGAUAGUGGAGAUAGUGUGUUGCCGCAUGACGGACCUGCAGCGCCAGCUGUACGAGCGAUUCAUACACUCCAAGAAUGUGCGCACGGCACUGGAGGAUGGGAAGAAGGCGCGCGCACUGGCGUCCAUCACGGCUCUCAAGAAGCUCUGCAACCACCCCAAGCUGCUGUACGACUCCAUCCGGGGCGGCGGGGCGGAGGCAGCUGGCUUUGAGGACGCUCUGCCGCUCUUCCCACCCGCCAUGUUCAAUGAGAGGAGCGGGGCGUGGACGGGGGGCGGCGGGGCGUGGGUGCAGCUGUCGGGCAAGAUGGUGGUGCUGGCGCGGCUGCUGGCGCACCUGCGCACGCGCACCACGGACCGCAUCGUGCUCGUCUCCAACUACACGCAGACGUUGGACCUAUUUGCGCAGCUGUGCCGGGAGCAUAAGUACCCAUUUGUGCGACUGGAUGGAGGCACCUCCGUGGGCAAGCGGCAGAAGCUCGUUCAGCAAUUCAACGACCCCCAUGCCGACGAGUUUGUGUUUCUGCUGAGCAGCAAGGCGGGCGGGUGUGGGCUGAACCUCAUAGGCGGCAACCGACUCGUGCUCUUUGACCCUGACUGGAAUCCCGCUAAUGACAAGCAGGCGGCGGCGCGUGUGUGGAGGGACGGGCAGAAGAAGCGCGUGUUUGUGUACCGCUUCCUGGCCGCGGGCACCAUUGAGGAGAAGGUGUUUCAGAGGCAGAUGGCGAAGGAGGGGCUGCAGCAAGUGGUGGAUAAUGAGAAGCAGAGCGAGGGGCGCGCACAGGUCAACCUGCUAUCAGCAGAGGAGCUGAGGGACCUCUUUGUGCUGCGCUCCUCCACCCUGUCCGACACGCACGACUCGCUCGGCUGCCAGCGCUGUCCCUCGCGCCCCUCGCUGCAUGCUGCUGGCAGGGGAGGCUGCCACGUGGGGGCGCAGCACAAGGGCGGAGGUGCAGGUGGUGGUGGGAAGGGGGCGAAGGUGGAGAGGCGAGGGGGAGGGUCGCUGGAGGCGCUGGCAGCUGUGGCUGCUGGGGAGGGCGAGGGGGGGGGAGGAGGAGAGGGAGGAGGAGUAAGAGGAGGGGAGGAGGAGGAGGGGGAUAGGGAGGAGGGGUCAAGUGGAGUGGAGAGUGGUGGCAGGGAGAAGGCAGAGGCGGAGGGGAGCGACGAGGACGAUGUGCAGGCGGGGCGGGGGAGCAACGGCGGGGGGAAAGGGCAGAACGAGAGUGACAUUGGGGGCUUUGCAGCGGUGGCAGGGGUGGCGGGGAAACUGAAGGAGUGGGAGAAGCAGGUGGGCAACCCAUUGGAGGAGCAGCUUGACCAGUGGGCGCAUCACAGCCGUCCAUCCGCAACCAUCCCUGACACAGCAUUGCAGAAGGCAGCCUGUCUCGAUGUGACGUUUGUCUUCUCCUACGACGACGCGAGGGCUGGCGACAAUACCGACCUUCGCAAACAAAUCGUUCAGUCGGCGCCGCGUGCGACAGUGGACGAGUUGGCGUCGGCUUCCCAGAUGGCGCGGCUGUCGGCGCUAGUGUACCACCGCGACCCCGCGCCGCACGUGAGCGCCUUGGGGUUGACGCUGCGCGCGUGCCAGCAGACGCCCUUCACGGCGUACAUGGUCGUCGACUCGCCGCCGUGCCCGCGCGAGGGCGGGCGCACGCGCUACGUGAUAGCGCGCGGCGUGGCGGUGGACCGCAGCGAGGUGCACCUGGGGCGGCUGUGGCGGCAGCUGCUGCAGGUGCGCCCCGUGCACCUGGAGCGCGCGCUGACGCCGCCGGGCGUGGAGGUGCUGGUGCAUGGCGGCGUGCACGCCAUCGCGGAGGACGUGUACCGCGGCGUGCUGCCGCUGCUCGCCGCUGACAUGCGCCGCGAGGGCAUCACCCACCUGCGCUUCGGAGGGCACUCGCUGGGCGGGUCGCUGGCGCUGCUGCUCAUGCUCAUGUUCCACCUGCGCUCGCCCAACACGCGCGCAGACGCCUCGCCCCUCCACCUCUCCGCGCACACCUUCGGCUCCUUCCCUGUCCUCGCGUCGCUCUCCUCCUCGCCCUCCCCCUCCGCCCCGCACAGCCUCUCCCACCAGUUUGCCCACUCGUCGGGCGACCUCUCCCGCCUCCUCGCCUCUGCACACGCGCACCCCUCCUCCCCCUUGCUGCACCAUGCUGCCGGCCGCCCUGCCGCCACCGCUCACACCACCGCCUCAUGGCCCCACACAGCUUCGCCCCAUCUGCAUGCCCCUCCCCCCGGCCUCCUCUCCUUCCCUCAUGCACCGCUGCUCCACCCCUCCUCGCCGUUCAGCAGCAGCAGCAGCAGCAGCAGGGGUGCAGCGCGGUGCAGUGUGCUGGCGAGUCUGGGCCUGCCAAGCGAAGCAGCGAGGGCGUUUGUGUUGGACCGAGACAUCAUCCCGCGCGCCUUCCUGCUCGCCCACCCCCUCUGUUCCGCCUUUGCCCGCACUCCCCUGCUGCGCUCGCUGCUGGGCCUGCACCCCUCCACCAGCGCCCCACCGCUCUCCACGGGGCUGUCCUGGGACCCGCUGGCCUUCCAAGCAGUGGGCCUCGUGCACUACAUGCAGGCAACAGGGUCGGAGUCGAUGGUGGCGAGCCUGCCGCCAGCGCUGGCGGAGAAGGCGCUGGCGAUGGGCGUGGGGGAGCUGGUGCGCGACCCGCUCAUGCUGGCGCGCUCCAUCCGCGACCACUGCUUCAACCACUACGUGCACUUCCUUGACUCUGCGCUGCAUGCUGCCCGCCAUACCACACUCGACUGA
This is a messenger RNA of Closterium sp. Yama58-4, 4338 nucleotides long. The record is from the annotation of a GenBank genome assembly. Lineage: Eukaryota; Viridiplantae; Streptophyta; Zygnematophyceae; Desmidiales; Closteriaceae.